This is a messenger RNA of Salpingoeca rosetta, 1801 nucleotides long. RefSeq names its product dicarboxylate carrier protein. The transcript is spliced from 12 exons. The coding region runs from base 122 to 1801 and encodes 559 amino acids. The record is from RefSeq and is a predicted model, not a curated record. Lineage: Eukaryota; Choanoflagellata; Craspedida; Salpingoecidae. Gene Ontology annotation, molecular function: malate transmembrane transporter activity; antiporter activity; oxaloacetate transmembrane transporter activity. Gene Ontology annotation, biological process: malate transmembrane transport; succinate transmembrane transport; thiosulfate transport.
GGUUGUGUGUGCCUGUGUGCGGUGGUGGUGGUGAGGAACGUGUCGUGUCACAACGUCACCAUGCUGGGUGAGAGACAGGCGUUGCAUUCAUUGCUGAGAAAUUUUAUGUUGACUGGGAAGGAUGAUGAUGAUGAGACGCAGGAUGAUGGUGGUGGCGGUGGUACAACUGCUCGUGUUGAUGUGUUGCGGUGUGGCGGCGUCGCAUGUGUCUUCUGGUAGGAAGGCGUCCAUCUUCUUUCUGCUCACGGAUGACCAAGACGUCGACAUGGGCUUUGUGUCCCAGCCCAAGCUCGUCAGCCUGUGGCAGAAGCAAGGCGCCACAUUGGAAGCAGCCUUUGCCAGCACACCUGUGUGUUGUCCUUCACGCGCAGGCAUCCAGACGGGAAGGUACAUCCACAACGUCCCCAUGACCAACAACUCCAUCCCGGGCAAUUGUUCCAGCACUGCGUGGCAGCAAGGCGCCGAGAGGCACAACAUCGGCCACCUCAUGAAAAAGCCGGUGUGUUACACAACAAUGUACACGGGCAAAUACUUGAACCAAUACGGUGCCCCGAGUGCCGGUGGUGUGCAACAUGUUCCUCGCGGAUGGGACAACUGGCAAGCACGCAACAGCGUGUACUACGACUACGUGAUCUCCAACAACGGAACCCCGGAGCCACACGGCAACACGUACCUGCCAAACCUGCUGUUGGACAAGACAUCCAAUUUCCUGCGGACACUGGAAGGGACUGAUGACCCCUUCUUCAUCAUGAGCCUGCACCAGAAUAUGCGCACCUCCUGCCAAAUGCAACUGCCGCGCCCGCCAAACUAUGGCAAGGCGUUUCGAGACAAGCACUGGUUUGUUGCAAAGCAAGGAGAGGUCGCAGGUUUUGGAUCAGGGUAUGCGCCAAUCGAGGAGAAGUACAAUGAUCUGCAGUACCGCCGACGCGCCCUCACGCUCAUGACCGUUGAUGACAUCGUCGCAAACGUCACAGCGCACACAGCGGGGGCAACUGCUGCUGACGAUCAACGGCCGCCUGGGACGGCGCCGCGCGGACUCGUGCAGACGGCAGUGGCUCUUGUUCGCAAUGAAGGGUUCCGCGCACUCUACCGUGGCCUCACCGCCUCUCUGGGCAGGCAGGGCACAUACUCCACCACGCGCUUUGCAGUGUACGACUUUCUCAAGGCUGAAUUCAGUGCCCGCAAGGCUGACGGGCAGCUGACGACUGCCGAGCGCUUUGCAACAGCCAUGACCGCGGGCGGGUGCGGUGGCAUUGUGGGCACACCCAUGGACGUGUGCAACGUGCGCAUGCAGGAUGAUGGCCGGCUGCCGGCUGCCGAGCGCCGCAACUACAAGCACGUCGGCAACGCCCUUGUUCGCAUCAUCAGGGAGGAAGGCAUUGGCAAGUUGUACUCUGGGCUCGGGCCCAACGUGAUUCGCGCCAUGCUCAUGACGGCGGGGCAGCUCGCCUCAUAUGACACGUUCAAGCAGCUGCUGCUGACAACAACUGGCGGCCUGUUCAAGGACAACCUCGUCACCCACUUCACGGCGUCGACGCUUGCCGGUGGCGUUGCCACGCUGCUGACACAGCCGGUCGACGUGGUGAAGACGCGCGUGAUGGCAGCGACCCCGGGCACAUACAGCAGCGCACUGCAGUGUGCGGGCAUGACGCUCAAGCAGGAAGGACCGCUCGCCUUCUUCAAGGGGACGGUGCCUGCGUUUACGCGUCUGGGCCCACAAACGAUCCUCACGUUUGUGUUUCUGGAGCAGUUGCGGCGAUUGCACUACUACCUCACGCAUGGUGAGGACAAGCCCGUCUGA